This is a messenger RNA of Pseudopipra pipra, 3537 nucleotides long. RefSeq names its product SEH1 like nucleoporin (gene SEH1L). Bases 53 to 1135 code for a protein of 360 amino acids. The transcript is spliced from 9 exons. Gene Ontology annotation, cellular component: nuclear pore outer ring; Seh1-associated complex. Gene Ontology annotation, molecular function: structural molecule activity; protein binding. Gene Ontology annotation, biological process: positive regulation of TORC1 signaling; cellular response to amino acid starvation. NCBI's taxonomy places the organism in Eukaryota, Metazoa, Chordata, Aves, Passeriformes, Pipridae. The record is from RefSeq and is a predicted model, not a curated record.
UGCGCGCGCGGGCGUGUCCCCGCCCUCCGCCCCGCGUGGCGGCCGCGCCGGGAUGUUCGUGGCGCGCAGCAUCGCGGCCGAUCACCGCGACCUCAUCCACGAUGUGUCCUUCGACUUCCACGGCCGCCGCAUGGCCACCUGCUCCAGCGACCAGAGCGUCAAGGUCUGGGACAAAAGUGAAAAUGGGGAUUGGCAUUGCACUGCCAGCUGGAAGACCCAUAGUGGAUCUGUGUGGCGUGUGACAUGGGCACAUCCUGAAUUUGGGCAGGUCUUGGUUUCCUGCUCUUUUGAUAGAACAGCAGCUGUAUGGGAAGAAAUUGUGGGAGAGUCAAAUGAUAAACUCCGAGGCCAGAGUCACUGGGUCAAGAGGACCACUCUAGUGGACAGUAGGACAUCCGUUACAGAUGUGAAGUUUGCUCCCAAGCAUAUGGGUCUUAUGUUAGCAACCUGUUCAGCAGAUGGAGUUGUAAGGAUUUAUGAAGCUCCAGAUGUGAUGAAUCUCAGUCAGUGGUCACUGCAGCAUGAAAUUUCAUGUAAGCUAAGCUGCAGUUGUAUUUCUUGGAAUCCUUCAAGCUCUCGAGCACAUUCUCCAAUGAUAGCUGUAGGAAGUGAUGACAACAGUCCAAAUAUAUUGGCAAAGGUUCAAAUUUAUGAAUAUAAUGAAAAUACCAGAAAAUAUGCAAAAGCAGAAGCUUUGAUGACAGUCACAGAUCCUGUACAUGAUAUUGCAUUUGCUCCAAAUCUGGGAAGAUCCUUCCAUAUCUUGGCUGUAGCAACCAAAGAUGUACGAAUUUUCACGCUAAAACCUCUAAGGAAGGAAUUGACUUCAUCGGGAGGAUUAACAAAAUUUGAAAUUCAUAUUGUGGCACAGUUUGAUAAUCACAACUCCCAGGUGUGGCGAGUGAGCUGGAAUAUUACGGGCACAGUGCUUGCCUCCUCUGGUGAUGAUGGCUGUGUUAGGCUCUGGAAGGCUAAUUACAUGGACAACUGGAAGUGUACUGGUAUUCUGAAAGGUAAUGGGAGUCCAGUGAAUGGUAGUUCUCAGCAGGGAAUUUUUAAUGCCUCUCUAGGUUCAGCCAAUACAAGUCUACAGAAUUCACUAAAUGGAUCAUCUGCCAGCAGAAAGCAGAGCUGAUACCAAGCUAACUGGAGUAACUUUGGUGUUUUGCUGCUUGUUGCAUGCACACAGGAAUGGAAAACGAACUCCUUUUUCCCCUCCCCAACGCCGUUUGACCUCUCCCAAGACACCAGCAGCCUGCUAACUACUAAAUGCUGUUCAAAAAGCCUUUUUAAAACACGUUGUGUACACUUUUUUGUACUAGCCUGCACAGUUUGAUACUAUUGGAACUCCUGAUAGAAAAAUAUUUGGAGAGGCUUCUUGUUUGGAAAAAAACCCAUAAACAACCCACCCAAACCCCAAAACUUUCAUCAGAACGUAUUAUAUGAAAGCUUGUCAAAUUAAAAGACUAGUUCAUGAUUAAAAAUGAGAAUUUUUGUCCUUGUUUGGGAUGGGAGGAGGGAAAUGACCAUUAUAAUAACUUCCAUUAAAAUUGUUUUGAGAACCAAUUUGUUUUGCAUUUCAUAGCGUUCAGCAUUUGAUUAAGAUUCCUAAACAUUACAAGGUUGUAACUGCUUUGUAAUAUAUAAAACUGUUAGUUUAAAAGGAAUAAGAAAACUGUUUUGACAAUUGUACAGAUGGUAGCUAUCAGUAGUUUGGGUAUUGCUUCGUUUAUAUCCCUUAGUAUGACUUCAAAUAAAUGUUUUAUGAGUACUGUCAUACUUUCGUCAUCAUAAGAGAAGUACUUUUUCUGAUAUGUAUUUGUACAUUCCUAUGGUAAUAGUUCCAUGGAGUACCUAAAAUUCUCUAAACAUAGUAUCCUUAAAAAAUGCAAACACUUCAGCCAUAUAAAGGUAGAAACCAAAAUGCAGCUUGUUGUGAAUUGUCCCAUAAUUUCAUUAAUUAGUUUAAGAGCUGUUCCUUUCUGUAAGUCCACAGAACUGUAAACAAGAGAGAAAACAUCUGUAGGUAUCUAAUAUAAUUAUGCUAAAAUGCACAAGUGUUACGGGUAAGUUCUAAUAAAAACAGCAGCAAAAUGACAUGAAGUGGCAUAAUUCCGAAUCUUGCGCUCACCAGGAAUCUUAAAUUUACUAUGAGGAUUUUGCAGCAAUAUGUAAAUACAUACAAAGGCUGUAUUUCAUUGAAAAUAGUUAUUCUCUAUAAAUGUGUAUUAAUGUAAAAACAAUGAUGUUUUUACGUCUAUUCUAGAAACGCUGUGAAGUUACUCUGAAUUAGAUGCAUAUGCAGAAAAUGUACUUUGGUAAUAUUUAAUGUAUAUUUUGUGUCACAAAUGAAGCGUUACUGAAGGCUGUUAACAAAUCACAGAAAUUCUGGGAGAAUGAAAACCUGUUAAUAGCUGUACCACACCAUCCUUUUGAUUUCCAAAGCAAUCCAUUCUUUUGUAAAAAUGUAUACUAGAACUUAUGACUAUGGUAUUCUUUUCUAUAAAUUUCAGUGGAAAAGACUGUAUUAUUUUGCUUUAAAGAACAAUUUCCAGAUUUGUCUUGUUUUGAAUUACAUGCCUUGAUUUCUGCUAUUAUGUUCUAUUGGUUUUGGCAUGGAUAUACUAAAGCCUUUUUUUUUUUCCAGCAUGUCUUUUCUCCCCUUUGGUUCUCCUUGUAUUUACUACCUUUCUCUUUUUUUCUUGUUUUGUUUUUUUGUUUUGGUUUGGUUUUUUGUUUUGGUGUUUUGUUCCUUUCUUAAUUGUUUCAGGUAUUUCUUUCCCCCUCUGGAUUCCCCACGGGCUGGAUCGAGAUGGUCCAGUCAUGCCCAGCUCCUUCCUCCUCCUCCUCUGAUAGAGCAAUCUUGCGAUGCUGACACUGCCAACCUCCAGUAUCCUCACCCUCGCAGACGAUGUGUAUCUCGGCCUCUUAAUCUGUUACCUGAGAAUGAAGGGGUUUAACAUGUUACUUUAAAUAAACUCUGAAGGGCCUUAUUCUGGUGUUUGUGAAUGCUUCCAUUUCUGGCUGCCUUUGUAUUCCUUCUCUUGUACAGAAGAUUUUCAAAAAUUUGGGAAAUUCAUGCAUGUUUUGCAGAACAAACAACAAGAUUUAGAACCUGUUACUUGUGUAUCAAAGGAACAUUUUAAUUUGUACCCUUUGAACUAUGGCAACACAUACAAACAGUAUUAGCCAUGAGCUAUUUAUGGAGUAGCUGACUUCAAUGUGCCUGUCCUUUUUUCUUUUUUUUUUCUUUUUUUUUUUUUUUCUUUUUGAAAUCAGUUCAGUACGGUCUUUAAUUUUUUCCUUUUGUAUACUGCACUGACAUGUGAAACACAUUCUCAGAAUUAAAUGUGUGUUCAAGAAAUUGUUGAGAAAAGUUGAUACUGGAUCAGCUCAUAAAGGAAACAAAACCAUUCCUGUGUAUACUGCAGCUAAAUGAUUUGGCGCGUUUGGUUUUACUUUAGAAUUUUCCAUCUUGCUGUAUAAAUAUUUAAAUUUUAUAAUUGUGUUUGACUAAUAAACUUGUUCUGAAAGAUC